AUGGCAAAGCAACCUUCAGAUGUAAGUUCUGAGUGUGACAGAGAAGGUGGACAAUUGCAGCCUGCGGAGAGGCCCCCGCAGCCUCCCCAGCUCAGGCCUGGGGCCCCUACCUCUCUGCAGACAGAGCCUCAAGGUAAUCCUGAAAGUGAAGGGGACCGCUGCCCCCAGGGCAGCCCUCAGGGCCCUUUGGCCCCACCUGCCAGCCCUGGCCCUUUUGCUACCAGAUCCCCGCUUUUCAUCUUUGUGAGAAGAUCCUCCCUGCUGUCUCGAUCCUCCAGCGGGUAUUUCUCUUUUGACACAGACAGGAGCCCGGCACCCAUGAGUUGUGACAAAUCAACACAAACCCCAAGUCCUCCUUGCCAGGCCUUCAAUCAUUAUCUCAGUGCAAUGGCUUCCAUGAGGCAGUCUCAGGCUGUACCUGCAGAUAUGCGCCCGGAAAUAUGGAUUGCACAAGAGUUGCGGCGUAUUGGAGACGAGUUUAAUGCCUAUUACACAAGGAGGGUGUUUUUGAAUAAUUACCAAGAAGCCGAAGACCACCCCCAAAUGGUUAUCUUACGAGUGUUGCGUUAUAUCAUCCGCCUGGUGUGGAGAAUGCAGUGA
This is a messenger RNA of Orycteropus afer afer, 600 nucleotides long. The record is from RefSeq and is a predicted model, not a curated record. NCBI's taxonomy places the organism in Eukaryota, Metazoa, Chordata, Mammalia, Tubulidentata, Orycteropodidae.